Cinclus cinclus is the source of this 1896-nucleotide messenger RNA. It is a transcript of the gene TRABD2B, whose product is annotated as TraB domain containing 2B. Gene Ontology annotation, biological process: negative regulation of Wnt signaling pathway. The coding region runs from base 322 to 1896 and encodes 524 amino acids. Gene Ontology annotation, molecular function: metalloendopeptidase activity; Wnt-protein binding. NCBI's taxonomy places the organism in Eukaryota, Metazoa, Chordata, Aves, Passeriformes, Cinclidae. Gene Ontology annotation, cellular component: organelle membrane. The transcript is spliced from 7 exons. The record is from RefSeq and is a predicted model, not a curated record.
AAAGCAUGGCGGAGGCUGGCGAUGAGAACCGUCCUCCCCAAAGCAUCCAGCGCCUCUGACAAGCCCGGAGCCAGAGGGGGUGGGGGUGGGAAAGGGCGGGAGGGGGGAGAGCAUGGGAGGGAGGGGGCAGCCAGUCCUUCCCCCUGCACUUGUCAGAUGCAGAUGGGACUGGCAAAGUUUGUUUGAAUAAAAAAAAAAAAAAAAAAGGAAAAAAAAAAAAGGGGGAAGAGCAGGAGGAGGGGGAGGAAAAAAAAAAAAAGAUCCUAGAAAUCCAAAAAGGCUCAUCUGGGAAGGAGAGAGAGGAGACCGAGAGGAAGCGGGAUGCAACUCAACCUGACGCUGAUUUGCUUCGUCUUCGGGGGGUUCCUGCCCGACGCCGCGGCCCGGCGGGAGCAGAUGGACACGGGGCAGUGCGACCUGCCCCGCUCGCAAGGAGAGCUCAACUCCUUCCUCUGGACCAUUCGCCGUGACCCCCCCGCUUAUCUCUUCGGCACCAUCCACGUGCCCUACACGCGAGUUUGGGACUUCAUCCCUGACAACUCCAAGGCCGCCUUCCACGCCAGCUCCAGCGUCUACUUUGAGCUGGACCUCACGGACCCCUACACCAUCUCGGGGCUGGCCAGCUGCCAGAUGCUGCCUCACGGGGAGAACCUGCAGGACGUGCUGCCCCGGGAGCUGUACCGCCGCCUCAAACGCCACCUGGACUACAUCAAGCUGAUGCUGCCCCACUGGAUGACCCCGGACCAGCGGGGCAAAGGGCUCUAUGCCGACUACCUCUUCAACGCCAUCGCUGGGAACUGGGAGCGCAAGAGGCCCGUCUGGGUGAUGCUCAUGGUGAACUCCUUGACGGAGACGGACAUCCGCUCCCGAGGGGUGCCGGUGCUCGAUCUCUACCUCGCCCAGGAGGCCGAGAGGAUGAAGAAGAAGACGGGUGCGGUGGAGCGGGUGGAAGAGCAGUGUCACCCGCUGAACGGGCUCAACUUCUCCCAGGUGCUGUUUGCUCUAAACCAAACUCUGCUCCAACACGAAAGCCUCCGAGCAGGGAGUUUGCAGGCCCCUUACACCACUGAGGAUCUCAUCAAGCACUACAACUGUGGAGACCUGAAUGCUGUGAUAUUCAACCAUGACACUUCUCAGGUCCCAAACUUCAUCAACACAACACUCCCACCCCACGAGCAGGUGACAGCUCAGGAAAUAGACAGCUACUUCAGACAGGAGCUCAUCUACAAGAGGAAUGAGAGGAUGGGGAGAAGAGUGAUGUCACUUUUAAGGGAGAACAGAGACAAGAGCUUCUUCUUUGCCUUUGGAGCAGGUCACUUCCUGGGUAACAACACUGUGAUUGAUGUACUGAGACAAGCAGGAUUUGAAGUGGAGCACACCCCUCCUGGACAACCAAUUGGAAAUUCAAGAACGACAAAGACAAGCCCAGCCUUGGAGGGACCCUCGGUGACAGCCCUGCCUCCUGUCCAGCUUUCUGAGCAGGUCCCACUGGCAUCUCCUUCCCUGAAGCCACAGCAGAUGGAUGAAGGAGACAGCCUGUCUCCUCACCUCCUGCUGCCUGACAGCAUCAGCCAGCUGGAGGAGUUUGGCAGGCAGAAGAAAUGGCACAAGAAGCAGCACAAACACCAUCGCCAGAGGCAGUUCAAUGACCUCUGGGUUCGGAUAGAAGACAGCACCACCACGUUGCCUUCCUAUAUCAGGAUAACCAAUGGCUACAUCACAGUCAAGCCUCCCAUCUGGAUUUCCAACCAGCUGGAUCAGAGGCCACGUCCCGACCGCCCAGCCCAGCCCCAGCCCACGGGCUCAGCCCCAGCCAGCCUCUCAUGGCCAUCUGUAACAUUUCCUCUCUGCAUGGCCAUAGCUUCUUUUCUCCUGAGCCUACUGCAGCCCUCCUGA